GUUUUCUAUUAUCAAAUAUUUUAGACAAUUGUUUGAAAAUUACAAUAAUAUGCUUGUAAAUUAUCAGAUUGUCUGAUGUAUGGACUUUAAAACUACCAUGAUAAAAAUGCGUUUGGCCCAAUAUUGAUUUACGUUUGAAUAUGGCAUCAACUAGUAAAGGACGUGGGGUCCAGAUACAAUGUCCUGAACAUCCUGAUACACCUUUAGUAGAAGAUUAUCAUGCUGGUGACAUGAUUUGUCCAGAAUGUGGACUUGUUGUUGGUGACAGAGUUGUAGAUGUUGGCACAGAGUGGAGAACAUUCAGUAAUGAGAAAAGCAAUAAAGAUCCAUCUAGAGUUGGUGCUGCAGAGAAUCCAUUGUUGGAAGGUGGAGAUUUGUCAACUGGAAUUGCCAUAGAUCCCAAAAGUACCCAAAUGGAUGAGUUUGGCAAACCUAUGUAUAGAAACAGACGUACUAUGAACAGUGCUGACAGAGCAUUAUCAAAUGCAUUCAGAGAGAUUGGUGAUAUGGCUGAAAGGUUAAAUCUUCCUCGAAUGGUUGCAGAUAAAGCAAACACAUUGUUUAAACAAGUCAAUGACACAAAAUCACUGAAGGGUCGCAGUAAUGAUGCUGUAUGUUCAGCUUGUAUGUACAUAGCUUGUAGACAGGAAGGUGUGCCAAGAACAUUUAAAGAAAUUUGCGCUGUGUCCAAAGUGUCAUCAAAGAAGGAGAUUGGGAGAGUGUUCAAGUUAAUUUUGAAGACGCUAGAAACAAAUGUUCAGCUCAUAACAACAGGCGAUUUUAUGUCCAGAUUCUGCUCAAAUUUGAGUUUAUCUUCAAAGAUACAGAGGGCAGCUACCCAUAUUGCCACUAAAGCUGUUGACAAAUACCUUGUACCAGGGAGAAGUCCUGUAUCAGUGGCCGCAGCAGCUAUUUACAUGGCAUCACAGGCAUCAGAGGAUAAGAAAACACAAAAAGAAAUAGGAGACAUCGCAGGUGUUGCUGAAGUUACAAUAAGACAGGCAUACAAACUCAUGUACCCUAAAGCCCAUGAACUAUUUCCAGAGGAUUUCAAGUUUGCCACACCUAUAGAACAGCUACCUACACAGUGAUCAGAGGAGAAACAAUGUUAAUUUGUUCGGGAAAUAAUUGUUAUCAUUUGUCAAUAGCAUAUUAUUAAGGACAACUAAAAAGCUAUUUAGAUAGCUUUAUUCUUUCAAAUAUUUAUAGUUUGUUUCUAGUAAAAAACAACACAAAACACCUAACUAUUUUCUUUCUUUUCAGAUAUUUUCAUUGCUGUAACAUUUAGAGUUCAUAAUAUUUAGUAUUGUCUUUUUUAAAAUGAAUUUAUUGGAAUGACUAAAAUAAACUUGACAGUGAA
Ruditapes philippinarum (Manila clam) is the source of this 1360-nucleotide messenger RNA. Its product is annotated as transcription initiation factor IIB-like. Gene Ontology annotation, molecular function: RNA polymerase II general transcription initiation factor activity; TBP-class protein binding. Gene Ontology annotation, cellular component: transcription preinitiation complex; nucleus. The record is from RefSeq and is a predicted model, not a curated record. The coding region runs from base 141 to 1091 and encodes 316 amino acids. The transcript is spliced from 10 exons. Gene Ontology annotation, biological process: transcription initiation at RNA polymerase II promoter; transcription preinitiation complex assembly. Lineage: Eukaryota; Metazoa; Mollusca; Bivalvia; Venerida; Veneridae.